CUGGCAGCGGCUCAUUAGUAUGCGGGCGGGAGGGGGCAGUGUGUGUGGGAGAGGGGGGGCUGCAGAGAGGCUCAGGCCGGAAGCGCCCAGUCCAGUCACUGCAUGCAGAGCCCGGGGAGAGCACUGCGCCGAGCUGCCUGCCCAUGCACCCACUGCUCUCACAAGAAUGAUCCCGGAGCAGCAGCAGGAGGAGCCCGGCCCCACCCCCGGGACCUCCCAUUAAGUAAGCGCAGUUUUUCCUUUACGCCUCUCCCGGGAUGGACGGCAGGGAAUUUGUGCCUCCUUCUCACCUAAGUCACCGUGGAGCUGGCCGAAUGAACCCGCCUGCAGGCCACAGUGCGGUGCAGCACCCAGGCCAUUUUCAGGCCACUAAAUACUUCUCCUCCCCUUUACCCAUGGCGACCCACACAGCUGGGAGCGGUUUAAUGGCAAACUCCUCACCCUCUUUCAUGGGAAGUUUCCUGAGCAGCAGCCUGGGUUCAGCAGCAGCAUCAGCGCAUCCAGCAGGAGCAUCAAACUCCCCCCAAGAAACCACCUACAGGGGACCCCAUGGAGCUGGCACCUCCCAGAUCUGGUUCUCUCACUCCCAUGAAGGUUAUCCCCGUUUCUCCGCCAGCCUGGCCUCUACAUUUCUGCCUAUGAGCCACCUGGACCACGGGAACAGCAAUGUCUUGUACGGGCAGCAUCGUUUUUAUGAGUCCCAGAAAGAUAAUUUUUAUUUGAGAAAUCUUCCAGCACAGCCUACUCUUCUUUCUGCCAAUCACAAUUUCCCAAGUAUAGCCCGAGCAGCUCCUGGUCACCCCAUUGGUUCCUGCAGCAGAGAUAGAGAAAACAGCCAUCUGCAAAAGAAAGACACUGAACGUUACCUAGGGAGCACAGAUUUAAACAAAGAAAAAAUGAUCAAGGGGGACCUAAAAGAGAGACAUAUUGAAGAUGAGGGCAAGGAGAGACAGAAAGUGGUAUUACCUAUGUCUCUCGAUGGUCAUUGCAAGGAGGAUCUUCACCAGAGAGGCUCAUGUGAUAACCGGACCAAGCAUCUCAAUUCUUGCCUGAUGACCUCAAAGGUGCUCAAUGGUGAUCCAGGCAAGGCAGGGCUGUCAAGCUGCACAAUGGGGACAGUAAUGCCCAGACAAGGGAGCCAGAGCCGAUGUGCCAAAGACAUAAUGAGGUCUGACAAAACAUAUCCUCAGCAUGAUCCUCAGCAACCAUACAGUGAGUGCCUGGAGAGGAGGCAAAUGCUUCAUCACUCUGUUUCAUACACAGUCCCGUCCAGUCUACCCAGCAUUCCUGCCCCACUGAACACCUCCACUGGCUCAUUCCCCUGUCUCCAGCUCCAUUCCAACCCAGAUGUGGUAUGCUCAUUGCAGGAAAAGGCUGGCAGGGAUCUGAAAAUGGGCAGGCCCACAUUUGUGCCUUCCGUGGGGCACUUCACUGACAAAAGCCGGCCUUUUCAGGUGACCCCGGAGAGUUGCCAUGUAGACAGGGGUGAGGGAAAAGAUAAGGGCCAUGAAAUGAACACUGAUAUCCAUCUCCAAGGUUCUUACUCAAACACAUUUUCCCACUUAAAAACUGAAAAUAAAGUAGACAGGCGUUUAGAAUGGCAACAGAACCCAGCCGCCAGAAUAAAAAAUUUAGAGUUUUUGAACAGUGGGGGUUCUGAACAUGCUAUGCAGAGGGGCAUGGAAAAGGGGGGUUACUUUGAGAUGCCUCAAUCACAAGAUUGCCCUCGUCCCAAUCACCAGGAUGCACACUGUGUAAAACCUAGUCAGUCCUGUUGCACUUUAGACAGGCCCUCCAAAGACCCACAGACACACCAUUCUCAGAAGAUUGCUCGAAUACGGCACCAACAACACAGACCUACUGAGAUGGAGCAAACAGGAAGUGGGCAGGAUGGGAAAAGAAAGACCAUUGAGCUGAAUUCCUUGGGCUACAAUGGACCACACCUUCCCCCAUGGAAUGAUCCUUCUAUCUCAAUAAGUGAGGAAAGAAAGAACUCAUACCUUGACCCUUUUAGCACAAGUUUACAACAGGCUACACUAAUGACACCGGGCCCAUCACUGAGCCAGGAAAUGCAAGGCCCAACUGAUGAGGUCUCUGCUAUGAAAAACCUGCUAAAGUACAGCAACCAAGCACUUAUUGUGGGUCAGAGGGCCCCGUUUGUGGGCUUGGGGAACAUGAAGGCCAGCUGCUCACAGCAAGAAAUGAAAUUUCACUCCAGCAAAUGUCAGCCAGAGCAAGAGCGGAUGGACUGUGCAAGGAGUCGGGAAAAUGAGAUCUCUCAUGGAGAUGGUGAAGUCAGACAGCCCCCAGUUGGUAUAGCAGUGGCAGUUGCACGUCAGAAGGACACUGGGGGCCGCCAAGAUGCUUCAUUUGGUGCAGGUUCCAGUCGGCAGAGCAGGAAUAACAUGGGACCGAAAGGUACACAGAACAGGAAUACUUCGAGAUCACAAAACCUUGCAACUGGCUCUGGCCGAUCCAUGCAUGUUAUUGACUUGGACGCAGAUGAAGAAAGGAACCGCCUUUGUGAUGAGAGGCUGGGAAUCUCUGGGCGGGACAUUCUCAUGCAGGAAAGCAAAGACCUGGUGGAAUUUGCACGAAUCCAUCCUUCUAGUGGUUGCCCUGGAGACCUUACCCCUCACCUCAUGAUAGCAGGUGGUUCAUCCCUUCAAGCUAGCCAGUUGGGAGGAGAUCCUGCCUCGCAUAGCCACCCUACACAUCCUCAUUGGCUACCCAGGACUCGAAGUCCCUCCAUCUGGAUGGGGGGUCAUUCCUACAGUAUCGGUCAUCCAGCUCUACACCAAAAUCUUCCCCCCGGGUUUCCCACUUCCAUGCCCAGUGCCAUGCAACCAGUGUUCCCCCUAUCGCAGGAACCACCUGCACAGUUGGUUAUUCUACCUCCAGACCCUACUCCCCACACAGCUCCACACCCUCUGGCUGAUGUAAUGGAUCAGGCUUCCCUCUGGCCACCUAUGUAUCCUGGUCGAGGACCUGCUUCUCACCUACAGCACCCAGGACAGCUACCUGUCUACUCGCGGUCACAGUUUCUGCGGCAACAGGAGCUCUAUGCCCUACAGCAGCAAAGGGCAGCGGCUCUGGAACUUCAGAGGCAAAGCCACCUGCAGAGAAAGCCAGAGGAUCAUCUACCAGAACAUGAAGAUACCACGGAAAAGACCAUUAAGUCACACAGCAAAACCGACUCCUUAAACACUUCUAAGGGUCAGACUCCACCUGCCCUACUGCUGCCACCCCCAUCUGCACCAUCCAAACUGUCGCCCUGCUGCCAUUCACCAGCUAUAAGGCCGCCAUCCUCCAAAUGCCCAACUCCACGGCCACUGGUCCCAUGCACUUUACCUGCCUGUCCAGAUGCCAGCUCUGUAUUGGUGCCUAGCUCUCCAGCUGUUAGCCCAGUGCCCGUUCAGAAUGCUAAGGGCAAAGAAGGAGAAGAGAGGAGGGGGGAGGGGCAGCCCCCCAGAGACUAUCCCAAAUCACUGGAACCAGAUCUGCCUCCUGGAUAUACUUACCCAGAUGUUGUCCAAUCUUACACUUCCCCUUCACCCCAUCAUGUGCACUCCGCAGACCCCGCAGACACAGAAUCUAUGCAAAAAGCAUCAGUUGCAGCAGAGCCUGAACAAUCUAGGACGUUUACUCCCACCAAGAAACCUUGUGACACUCCUGUGUCAGGUGACUCAUUGGAGCUUAGCCAGGAAUUGUCUAAUUUGGGGGAGACAGACUUAAAUGAAAUCUGUGUUCAAGUGCCCCAAGGGUCCCAAGAGUUGGAAUGUGGGGAAGCUGCUGUUGCUGCAGACAAGUGUACGGACAAGGCUGAGGAAACUAGAGACAAUGUAGAAGAGGUGCAACCUGUGCAUGAGGAGGUUGAUAGGGAAAAGGAAUUGGAGGAGGAUGGUGAUCUUAUAGACACUUCUUCUGAACAGCUGCUAAAUAUCUCAAAUGGGUCACCAGCUGCUUCUUUGACCACAGAAGAGACAAAUAUUGAGACCAAUGAAGAAGUUCCUGCUUCAUCAGUAGACAUUGGUGGUCAAGAGUCUAGAGACCCUGAGGAAACAGAAGAUAAGGUCUUAGCUAUUUCCCAGACCUCGUCCCCAGCUCCAUCUAUACACUAUGACUCUUUAUAUACUUUGGACACAUUGAUAGAAGCCAGUAUCUCUAUGGGAGAACUUUCAUCUCUCUUGGAUGAGGGAAAUAUCUGCUGUCCAAACACUUUAUCCCCCCACCCCAGCUCAGGUAUUCAUGGGAUUGCUCUUCUCAGUGAGUUGGCAGAUCUAGCACUGCAGGAGCAGCCAAAAUACACUACAAAAACCAAUGAAGAUGAGUCUGUUGUGUCAGACCUUCAGGUUUUUGCCACCAUUGCCUCAGCAUGGUCCCUGGCAGAAGCUGCCAUUCUGGAAGAUGUACCCUCUGGGUACCCCAUUCCCUACUGCCACAACGUUGCCCCCCGAGUUCGUUUGUCACGCCGGACUUAUACUUGGACACCCAAAACUAAAAUGGUGUGUCCCUUGAAGGCUGCCAUAGAUCAUCUAGACACCCAGGAGGUGGACAUGAGGAUGAAGCUGGCAGAGAUCCAGCGCAGGUAUAAAGAAAAACAGAGAGAGCUGGUUAAGCUGCAAAGAAGGCAUGACCAUGAGAAAGAAGAAAGUUCUAGAAGUCCAGUCCGCCGGGGACCAGGUCGACCUAGAAAACGCCCACACUGCCGCGCCCCAUCUUCACACCGUUCAAACGAGAGCAAGAGAGCCAAAUCUCUGAACAAAAGUCUAAGCCUCCUGUGUACUGAGUUGCGGGCCGAUGGGGAACCUACAAAAAAGAAGAUCAAACUUUUAGAGGAAUGUUACAGUGACCGGGAGCACCCGCCCUCAGCCGUUAAUAUGCAUUGUAAAAAGACCGUUAGCCCUCAGAACAAGUUGUCAUCCAAACUGGCACAGAAGGUUUCCAAGCUAAAGAGUAAGGCCUUGGGUUCAGCUGGCAGUGCCUUUUGCAAUAAAGAUGCCCUCCCUGCAAGUAAGAUUCAGAAGAAGCUGCCACACCACAAAGGGGCAGGUCUGAUGCUUAAGCAAGGAUUAGAGCGAAAAGGGCAGGAGAGACUGCAGCCAGCUAACAGCACAGAGGGGCCAGAAGAAGGAGACGUAGACAACGAAGAAGAUUCUGAUAGUGAGGAAGAACAGGGCCUCCCAGUGGUGGCCACCCAUGAUGCCAGCCUUGCUCUGCACACAACUGUCAGCCCUUCUUUGGUUGGUCCUUCUCCAUCAUCUGUGGUGAAAAUGGAAGCUAACCAGAAAGCCAAGAAAAAAAUUGAAAGGCAGGGUUUGUUAGGGUCUUACUGUAGCAUUACUAGUCCAGAGAAUGAAGUUAAGAUCCGCAAGCGUUCUGCAAAGCUGGAUGCCCAGGUUCUUCCCAUGAAACCCCUCAAGAAAAAAUCUCUGAGCCACACUAGCAAAGCUAAAGGGGCCUUGCGGCAGAGCAUUCCAUCAGGCACUUUGACACAUACUCCCAGCAAGAGUCUAUUUAGUUCUCCGGCCCUGUCUCUGAAGAAGGACAAAAAGAGCAAAGACUUACAGAGAAAGAAUGGGGUACUAAGUCUCUCCUUGACAUCCAGAGGCCCAAAAAGUCUUCUAAAACAAGGGCGGGUGAAAUCCAAACAGGAGCGAGGCCGAGCUGUCAGUCGGCUCCUACAAAGCUUCGCUGUAGAAGACGACUUCCAGUUUGAUGAUAACAGCAGCUUUUCAGAGGGAGAGGAAGAUGUGAGCCCUGCUGGUGGCAAGAGUAAAGACCAGACUCACGUUUGUUCCCUUACCAAGGGGGAUCUAAGGGAAGGCUUGAAAGUUCUUAUACCCAAGGAGGACAACCUACUGUAUGCAGCCAGUAUCCGCAGCUUGCAGCCUCCGGACAUAUACAGUGUUGUGAUAGAGGGUGAGAGAGGAAACCGGCCUCGGAUUUACUCCCAGGAGCAGCUUCUACAGGAAGCAGUGGUGGAUAUACGACCUCAGUCCAUACGCUGUCUUCCCCAUGGAACACGAGUCUGUGCCUACUGGAGCCAGAAGUCACGCUGUCUAUACCCAGGGAAUGUAGUGAGAGGCUCCUCCAGUGAUGAGAGUGAGUCUGAUUCUGUAACGGUUGCCUUUGAUGACGGUGAUCGGGGAAGGAUCAUGCUGAACAACAUCCGAUUGCUACCCCCUGACUUCACCAUCCAGUGUAAGCUCUUCCCUGCGUAUGACAAGGCACAAAGCACAGAACCAUCACCAGCUCUGCUCCUGUCUGCAGAGAGUCGUAGAGCUAAGCGUGUUUCCAGUAACACCUCCACUUCCACAGAACCAGCCCAGAACCUGAACCCAGACAGCAGGGAAAUAGAAGAGACCCCAAAAAAUAUUAGCAAGAAAGUGUCCAACAAAGAGAAAACUGAUGUGUUCAACUCCGGAGCAAAGACACAGCUACCAGUAACCAACUUCCUGGGCCGCUCUACCAAUGUGGGAUUGUUGAACUGGACAUCACAAGGCAAGCGAAAGGGAGGGGCCAGAACUGGAGCAGGACUUCACGAAACCUUCCAGCAGCCAGGGUGUGGUAAAAAACAGAAAUCCCGCGAACAACCACAUGUGUUUGGGAACGGGUUUGGAGCUGGCUCCUUUAGCAGCCUGGCUAAUUCCUACUUGCCUUUUGGGGGAAGUUCUAACACUGGGCUUACUCUGAGCCAAAAACCAGUGCGGACAAAAAAAGGGGAUAGGUCAGAGGAGGAGGACAAAGGAAAGGGGUGCAAGAGAAAAGCAGGCAAUGAGUUCCUGGUUAAGCUUGAUCAUGAAGGAGUCAUGUCACCCAAAACGAAAAAUGGCAAAGCCCUUCUACUGUGUGAUAAAGACUUUGGGCUUCGUAUUGGGCAAAGUUACAGUUCUCAAACGGGGCUUGGCAAGGACAAGAAGUGCAAGCCGCCUUUGCAUGAGCACCUCCCUAUGAGUCUGGCAUUAGGGAAAUACUCUGGGCAGUCAGAGUAUGGACUGAAUUGCGACAGUGACUGCCCCAGUUCAUAUUCGGAUCAGGACGAGGAGGAAAAUGAAGGUGAUUUGCCAGCAAGGGUCCCUUCACAGUUCUUAGCAGGGCUCACAGUGUCAUCCUCUUCAUCUGGUUCAUCUUCAUCCUCUAGUUCUGGUUCUUUGUCAAGCUCCAGUAUUUGUUCUACAGACAACGAGGACUCAUCAGAGAGCUCCGAUGAAGGAGACUCCUCCCUUCUUCUGCAGCCUUGCCUCACACACCCGGUGCCUGCUCUGCUAGCACAGCAUCCUGAGGAUGGGGGCUCCAGCUCCAGAGGGUGCUUUGUCCCGGGGCAAAAGGCCAAACAGAGGAGGAAAGGGACCUCUUCAAACUUUUCUAAAACCAAAGAGCCUGCUCCUAAACAGCAACGCUUACCCUCUGUAGAAAACCGUCCAAAGAUUUCUGCCUUUCUGCCUGCACGCCAGCUCUGGAAAUGGUCUGGGGAGCCCACCCAGAGACGGGGAAUGAAAGGAAAAGCACGCAAGUUAUUUUACAAAGCAAUUGUGCGUGGUAAAGAGACCUUGCACGUGGGGGACUGUGCAGUUUUCCUGUCGGCCGGUCGCCCAAACCUACCUUACAUUGGGCGAAUUGAGAGCAUGUGGGAGUCCUGGGGUGGCAACAUGGUGGUUAAAGUGAAGUGGUUUUACCACCCGGAGGAAACAAAGUUGGGUAAAAGGCACAGCGAUGGCAAGAAUGCGUUGUACCAGUCAUCACACGAGGAUGAGAACGACGUACAGACAAUCUCACACAAGUGCCAGGUGGUGAGCCGCCAGCAGUAUGACAAAUUGAGCCACAACAAGCGCUACCAGGACCGGCAGAAUCUCUACUACCUGGCAGGGACUUAUGACCCGGGAACUGGGAGGCUGGUGACUGCGGAGGGGGUGCCAGUGCUGUGCUGAAAUGGCAAGCAGGGGGCGCUGUGCAGGAGGGUACCACUUAAUAUUCAGCACUUCUUACAGUAGCACAUUAUAAAACUGCAGGUAGCAUGUACAAAUACACAGACUUACAAAGUAAACAUUAAUAUAGGAUCUGAUAGGGCUCCUGUCAGGUGCUACACUCAUGUGGAAUCUUGGAUCGGUGAGCAGGGCCCUUCAUGACUUACUGUAUUUUGGCUUGAAUUCUAGGGCCUACUGAUUGGCUGAGCCCAGCACAGCAGAAUCCCCUUUACUCAUAUGGUGGUUGCUCUUGCAGCUAAUGCGCACAAAUCCUAAAGUGAACACAGAGACACUGCAUACAAGAAGAGCUUUAUGUGUGUUUGCACAUUAGAGACACAUGUACAUGAAACUGACGUUAAAGCCUUCUGUCACACACACUGCUCCAUAGGUGCAUUUCUUUUCUAAGGAUCAAAUCUAGAUCACCACUAAUUUGGUCUACAAAACACUUCAAAAAGCUAAAGCAUUAGUACAAAUCAUUUGCACCCAGUGUGGUGCAUGGGAGGCAAUCAAAGAGCCCAUACUUGAGGGGUACUCAACAGGGUAGUUUGCGAACCCAGGCCCCUACCGUAUAACCCCCCCCCCUCCCCAACCCAAUAAUCCUGACCCCUUCACCCUUAAUCAUUGUCAUUUAGAAGAGUGUCCAGAAAAGCUGCCCAGUAGCUGCCCUUCCUCCUAACACAGAAACAAAAUGGUCCCUUCACAGGCAGUUGAGUCUGUAACACACUGCAGGGAGGAGCUGUUGUAGAACAAAGGCAUUACAGGCCCACUGUCCCUGAAGGGCUCAAUGCAGCACUGCUAGGAAAAACCUUAAUUUGAUACCUGCGUGUGCUAAAUACUGCAAUUAAUAAUCAUGUUUGCUUUACACAACAUACAGUAUUAUAUGCUUAUCCCAAGACCGCUGUUGAUGCCACCGCACAAAACAACAGGAAGUAAUUAUUAGCACUUCCCUGUUUUAUACAGGAAACUGGGGUCCCACUUUCUAUAGAAAGAUACUGGGGGACUGGCCUUAGUUAUUUUCAUAAUAUUAUUGUUACGGCACUUAGCUGCGCAAGGAGUGCCCAUGACAAGAGAUGUAAGCCCUGUUUCAAGUGGCAUAGAACCUAAUUGGCCUUUAACGGAAUACAAUUGUUAUUGCUGUCUGCAACCCUAAAGCAGGUAGCAAAUUGAACUAUUUCCUAGCAAAUCUGUGCUAAGCCUUUUAACAGACACAAUUUCUUUUCAUUUAAUUUUGUUUGUAAUUACGUGUAAUUUUUUUUUUUUUUCUCGUGUGUGUAUUUUUUUUAUUAUUCAUAAUUUAUGGUCAACAGCCUCAAGUUUCAAGCCAUAUUCUCCCCAGUACCUCUUAACAGCUUUUCUUCCUGAAAGGCAGGAUCAGGUGUAAUAUUACUCUAUUUAUUCACUGUGUAAAUACAGAAAUUUCUUUUGGAAAUUUUUUAUUAACAAAACAAAAAUUAAAAAAAAAAAAAAAAAACUUAAAAAUGAAACCUAGUUAAAAAAAAAAAAUCCUUCCCCCUAUUUUGCUGUUGCUACAAUAUAAAUUAUGCACUGUGCUCCCUCGGCAAGGCUGAGAAUAUUAGGAAUUCUGUAUCAUUUGUAAUUAUAAUGUGGGUUAAAGAGGAAAAAAAAGCACUUGGGGGACUAGGCAGGGACUAUAAGGGGGUAAUGGAAGACAAUUUAAGUAUCUAAACAAAUUGUUGUCACAUUUAAAUGCUUUUAUUGUUUAAAAAAAACACCAAAAUCCUGGAAAUAUGUAAAUAGGUUGUCUGAAAUAUUUUUUUUGUGUUGUUUAAAACAUUUUUUAAGUAAAAAAAAGUAAAGAAAAAGUAUUGGGAAUGUCGAUAUGGUCCGAUGGAAUAAAAAAUGGAAAUAUUCUAUAAAUAUAUAUUAUAUAAAUUA
Xenopus tropicalis (tropical clawed frog) is the source of this 9863-nucleotide messenger RNA. It is a transcript of the gene bahcc1, whose product is annotated as BAH domain and coiled-coil containing 1. Lineage: Eukaryota; Metazoa; Chordata; Amphibia; Anura; Pipidae. Gene Ontology annotation, molecular function: chromatin binding. The coding region runs from base 258 to 7931 and encodes 2557 amino acids. The transcript is spliced from 28 exons. The record is from RefSeq and is a predicted model, not a curated record.